CUUCUCCGUUCUUAAGUUUGUGCACACUUUUACUUUCAAGCAAUUUUUAUGAAGCAAUGUGAAAUACGAAAAAAAAAUUUGACAACACAAAGGAAAUAAUCUGUGCAAAAGCGCAUUCCCCGCACAGUUGUAGAAGUGAGGGGAGUUAUAGYGCAUAUUUUACAAGCUUUCGCGUUUAUGCGCUUCAAAUCGAUUUGAAAAUCAACUGACUGGUGUACAAGUUAACGAAAACGCCAACAACAACAACAAAGCUACAAGCAGACGCCACAGCAUGUCCGCCAGUCUAAUGUCCUGUGUUCGGGAGAACUCCCCACCGUUAGAUAUUGUGGAUGGAGCCAACUGUAGCAGUGCAACGGGUCCAAUGUCAUUACCCGAUUGUCAUAUGACUACAAUGUCCACACAUAAACAACAACAACAACAACAACUCACAUCAACACCACUGUCAGCGACAAACAUCAAUGAGAGUAGUAGCAGUGGUGGUGGCGGCGCUGGUGGAGGAGGUGAUGGAACAACACAAACUACUGAACCGAAACGUCGUCGCUUCCAUCCGCUGCGCAAUCUCCGACGCAUAUUUCGUCGACGCACGAUCACCAACGUACCGGACACACCGCCGAGCGUCAACACAACCAACACAUUGCCACCGCCCACCAGCAGCACCAGUGAAAAGAAUCUACGCAGCGCCACGCUCUCCUCCAUAUCGUCAGCGGUGUCAGCCUCAUCGCCCUCCUCACCAUUAACCCACCAACAACUGCAGGACGCCUACUCAUCACAAUCGCUGCCCAAAUCGAAAUCCUAUUCGAUCAGUGGCUGUGGUGUUGGUGCUGUUGUCGCCGCCGGCAAUAGUGGCGCUAAUAAGUCCACACAGCACAGAGAUGCCUUAUUGGCAACGGUGUUAGGUGGAGGUGGUGGUAAACACAAGCAACAGCAACAACAACAUAAUAAACAACAAUUACAACAACAAUUGGAAGAAGAUAUCGACAUGUAUACAACACAUGCCACACACAGCACCACAUCGGCACUGUUCCACCAUCAUCAGCAUCAACAGGUGGGCAGCAGCGGCGGUGUGCUCUUCCAGCCGCCACACUCGGUGCGGCAAUCGCUGGGCGUGGCCGUGCUGCCGAGCGCCAUGAAUCGCAGCUUCUACGCUGAGCGCCAGAAGUUGCGCAGCAUUGGCGACUCGUCGCAGGAGUUGGACAGCAGUGGCAAUGAUAGCGGCAGCGCCAACAACACAACAAUGAGCAGCAGUGCGAACGGUGGCGGACGGACGAAUGGCUGUGCGAGCAGUGAGAUGACAGACAGUCAGCGUAGCCUCAGCGAAGGGCGCUUGGUGGACAGCGACUACAGUCACGAUCCACUCUCGCAAUCACACGACAGCGUAUUUUCCGAGUCGGCAUCAGCGAGUCUAUUCUCCAACAGAGAUUAUCAGGCUGAGCUCUCCGAUGUGCUGCGUAAACGCAAUCGCCAUCGUCAGGAUGCUUCCGAAGAGGAUCUGGGACUGCCACGCAGUCCAGCUUCACCACAACGGCGCGUCGAACGCACCACACAACGCACUCACUAUGCCAAUAGCAAGCACACAACCACAGCCACAUCUUCCAYCGCCACCACCACGGGUGGCAAUCACAGUGAAGUGUCCUCGUUGAGUUUGCUGAGCAUGAAUAGCGGUGAUGGUGAUGAGCUAUUCACCGCAUCCACCGCAAAUAAUUCCACAGUUAGCGCCAAAGAAUUUGUGCAGGAACGUUCAKUGACAACCACAUCGUCAACGGUGAGUGSACGCAGCAUUACUCGCUCAUCCACAGUGUCGACCACAUCGGUGUCCUCGGAGAUUUAUCGACACUCGUCGAGCGGCAGUUUGRCCAACGACAYGAACCGUGACGAGCCGGAUUUGUUGGGUGCGAAGUAUCAACGUCUGUCACAUUCGGCUGCUAAGCAUAAAAUGGCUUUACGUCCGGCUAAGAAGAAGGGACCGAGUCGUCUGCACCGGCGUACGCUGGAGACCUCAAUACCGGAAGCCAAUGAAGAUAGUCUCAGAUUGGCUAAUAAUACACUACUGGACAUAAAAGAACAUGACAUCAAAGCCAAAACACGCUCUCUACCGCCUAGCGUUAAUACAAAAGUAUUAGAUCAACAUGCUGUUGAACCGAAAAAGGUGGCAUCACCUUCGAAAUCGAAAACGAAAUCUUCAAACGCCAGCAAUGAGCAAACAGUUAGCGUUAAACGCUCRAAAAUCGCGAAACAUGAAAAGAGUAAUGAUGGUGGAAAACACACCACUAACACAACAACAAUUACCACCACUAGCAGCAGCAGUAGUGGAUCCAUAACGGCCGCCACCAAUCUAUUUGGCUUGCGCACGUUGACAGCGAAGGCAACGGCGCUCUUCGAGCCACCACAGGAAUCGUCCACCGAUCCAACACCCAGUGAGCAGGAGUUGAAGAGAGAGAAGGAACGUGAGAARCUCAAGGAAAAGGAAAAAGAAAAGAUGAAGGAGAGGGAGAGGGAGAGGGAGAAAGAGAAGGAUGCCACAAGUACACAAAUGGAGACGACAGAGAGCGGCUUCCUGCGGCGACUCAUACAACGCAAUUCCAAGCGUUCGGCCACGCGCAAUAACAGCAACAGUAACAGCAACACACCGAACAGCGCGCCGACCGCCGAGGAAAAUCAGGAAUUGAGUCAGAGCGAAACGGAUGCCAAAACUAAAAUGCAAGUUUCCACCUCCUGUCUGGAUAYCAAGCCGACACCCGAGCCCAGUUUGACCAAAUUAGAUAAAUCUCGUAGCGCCUUGAGUUACGAACAAAAUAUCGAAGAGACACGUAAAGAUAUUAAACGUGAAAUUUUGGCUGUCGGCAGCACCGGCUUGAAUGCCAUGUUGAACGCGCAUAAUUUGACAGCACACAACAACAGCGCCAACAAMGUCAAGGAAGCCGCGACAACCUCGCCACCGAAACCGAAAUCGGGCGCRGCAGCACGCCAACGCUACAUGCCGCAGGACAUCAACUCGCUCGAGCGCAAGGUGACCACGAACGCCAACACGACAGCGCACGACUCUURUGCCAGCAGCACUAACAGCCUACUCUCCAAAAGCUCACAGCAAGAGAUAUUCCAAUCUACUUCGAUUAUACGUGAAAUUACCGCCUCACAGGCAUCCAGUGUGAAUUCGUUGAGCAGCGUCAGCAAAUUGCCAGAGCAUCACUACGAGAAGAAACCGAAAAUAGUUGGACUCAGCGCUUUUCAGCAAAAGAUCUCACGCUCCAACGAUUCGGUGGUACGUUACGCCACCGCCAGUAAUGGCGCAAACGCGCAUUCCACCAGCUCGCUGGACGUCGCCGACGAAACGCACGCGUACAGCAGCCAAGAACAGAAGCAACGAAAAGUUGUGGAGAARUCRCGCAGUUUUCGCACAUACCAAGAGGAGGCGUAUGCCACGCCCACCGCGAUGCACAACAACAUGCCCAGUUUGCCCGAUUUGACGUUGAAUUUGCGUGUGCCSUACAAUGAUUUCGCACACACACACACCAAAGAUAAUGCCGACAACGGCGCUUUGRAUAUGGAGUUGCAAGGUGAUAAGGCGACGCGCGCCAACACACCGCGCACUGAGUCUGYAGGCAAUWUAAGUGCCACGAGCAGCAGUUAUAAUUUUACAAAAAAUAUUGUGGUGAAGAGCACACCAACUAAAACGGUCGCGCCAGAMGAGUCCAACAAAGGUGAUUUACUUGUGAARUCACCAUUCAUCAAUGUCUUGCGCAAACCAACGAGCACCACCAGUUUGGAGGAGAAACCACUUGUGGUUACCGUGAGCGCCGCUAACAGCAACCGCAAAUSUGUUGAGCAGAUUAAUGCGCCCAAGGCGUCGCCCAUCUCGCUCGUCACUGUGGUGCCGYCCGCAGCGGAAGUGUUGAAGGCCGAGCAGCAGCUGCGUCCGAAAGUGUUGCAUUUGCGGGAUUCGAAUGCGAGCCUGGAUAAGUCCACCUCCACGGACGACCCGAWSCUCACACCCACAACAGCGGCAGUACCGUUGCGCGAGAUGAGCAAGCUGAAGUCAAAUGUGGCGGUGGCUAAUGUGCGCAAUGCCAUGGAUGUUUUAGCAGCGAAUGCCAAAGAUGUGGAGCGCAAAUCGGCGCCAGCACCGGUGAUGCAGAGCGCCAAGGCGCAAAGCGUCAAGACGACGCGCCGCAGCACCAGCUUGUUGGACAGCCCGCCAGCGCACAGCCAAAGCGGCAUUGAAGAGCGCGGCGGCACAGUAAAGUUGCAUGAGUCGACAAGCGGCAGCAGCACGCCGAAUGACGAUGGCGUGCCGGAGUUCAUGCGCAUACAGUUGAAUCGCGUUGAUCCCGMGCGCAUUGCCAAAACCGCAAAUGUGGUGCUGGCCAAAAAUGUGCGCGAGCUGCAAACGCCUACACAACAGCAGCAACUACAACAAACAGAACCACAGCAGGUGCAACAGGAGAAGCAGCAGCAGCUACAACAACAGCACCCACAAGUGACCAAAGAGGCUAAUAACGAGCGCAACAGUAAUUUGGARGAGCUCAGCUUGCGCCGCUUGAGCAACGAGAGCGUGGAGAUUGUCGAGAAGCCMUCACCCAAUGAAGCCGACAAGCAGAAAACCAUAUUCGAUAUGAGCCAAAAUCACAGCUGCAGCAACAGCAACAACAGUAACAAUAAAUCGCCMACUAAAAUGCAAGUGGUUGUGAGCGCGCUGCCGCCAAGAAGUCCCGUAAAGAAACAACAAUCGAUUGUAACACUUUCACCAACAACACCAACCACACCGACAACACCGAUGACACCAACAACAACUGAUGUAGAUGAGAACGCAUUGYUGCGCAUGAAAACGCCAUCAGAUACGCCCGCGGACGGGGCAACGCUUAGCGCCAAAAAAUUAUCGUUGCAAGAGCGCAAGCGCUUGUUCAUGAGCGAGGAGAAAUUGAAGACGGACAAGCGCAUUGAGGARUUGCGCAAUGAGCGCAAGAAGUCCAUUACGGAGGAAGUCUAUCGCAAAUCAUUUGCCAAAUCGGAGGAGAAAUUGGAGACGAGCGAAAAAGCGGCCACUGACAAUGUGGUCAUGCUGCGCAAGAAGUCCUUCUGUGCGACGACGCAAGCRUGCGCACCGACCAACGGCAAUCGCGAUGAUGCGACACCCGAGUUGAUGAAGGUUUUCGCGCGGCGCUCAUUGAAAAUCAAAGAUGAGGACAUCAACGCGCUUGCCGACAAAAUACAGGUGAGCAAUGGUGGCGGCGGCGGCGGCAGCGGCAGCAGCGCCAAGAAGUUCGUAGCGGCGCAACAGAAUGUCGACAGCGACAAGGAGAAUCAGUCGGCGAGCGAGGAGAAACUAGACAAGUUGCCGAAAUUGGAGGCGUCACUCGAAAUGCAGAGCGGCAAAUUGACGAAUGGCGUCAAUAAUCGCAAUUCGUUGGCUGAUUUUCGUACGAAAAGCGUUAUUGGCGGUGYGUCACAUACGAAUGGCUUGAGCGUGCAUAAUAACAAUAAUAAUAACAACAACAACAACAAUCACACUGCCGCAAAUAACAGUAAUAACAGCACCACCGGCAUACACAGCGUUAACAAUACCACCGUCAACAAUGUCAACAGCAGCAACAACGGCAUCAGCAGCGCCGGCGGCRUCGGCGGCGCCAAUAAUCGCAGCUUCCUGCCGCCCAUCAAAGUCGCCGGCUUCCGCGCCAUACCCAUCGAGCGUAACAGCAGCGUUAGUAAAAUCUUUCCGACCACUGCGUCUGAAACUYUAAACAACARCAAWAAUAACAAUAGCAACAGCAACAAUUUGAAUAACAACAAUCACCAUCAACAGCAACAGCAGUUGAAUGGCAAAGCGCACGASCGACAAUCGUUGAAUAUUAAAGCGCUUGAGAGCAACAGCAGUGGCAGCAGCAGCAGCAUGAACAGUUCGAYGAGCAGCAGCAGCGCGCUUAGCAAGACAAUCGAGCGCUCGGCAACGGUUAGCGAAUUUAAGGGUAUACAUCAGCGGCGCGCCGAGUGGGAGCAACGCGCCAAGGAGGCGUUGAAGUAAGCGUGAAAAGGGAGAUGGCUACGCGCUUUUAUGCAGUGCUGGUGAGCAGCGAAAUAUGUGCGAAUAUAAGAAAUGAAAAGGCCGGYGCAGCAAAUACGUGUACCCAUGCUAGUGUACAUUGGGAAAAAUUGACAGUGACUUGGCGCAUGCGCAUGCGUAUGCUUUUCGAGCUUGUUUGCAUUUUCUGCAACAUUGAAGCACUAAGUUUUAAUUCAACUUUCUUUUUUAUCAUACAAAAUUAUGCCGUAAAGUUGUAAAUGUUACUAACAAAAUCUAAUAUAAGCAAAAAACAAAAAAUACUAAAAUGCUAAGAAAUAUGUAUGAAAUUUUCAAAGUGGACAUUGAUGGGUUGGCGGUUAGAACAAAAGCGGUGAUAAAGGUGAAAAAGUGCGAAUGUAGGGUGUGGUCAACGCUAAAAUUGCAGGGUUAGUCAUAUUGCUCGAACAUAUUGGUUAGUCGAAAAAGUCUUUUCAUACAUCUAUUGKCAAAAUACGUACAUCUAUAGACAARAUACGAAAAGACUUUUUCGACUACCGAAUAUUAUAUAUUGRAAUAUAAAUGGAAAUGCGAGAAAAUAGUGUUGAAAAUUAUUGAAGUAGGCAACAGUUAUUGAGAAAGCGCUUAGUUAGAUGUGAGAGCGAGAAGAGUAUAGUCUUCUUAUAAAUUAAUGURAAAAUAGUAAAAUUGGCUGAGCGUGCAGUGCAAUAAUGUUAGAGAUGGCGAAUCAUUGCAUGUUAAAAUACUUUAUUAUAAUAUUUCGAAAUUUUUGUAGAAUUUUUAUUUACAGAUUUUUUUGUUCGCAAUAGAUUUUU
Molecule: messenger RNA, 6828 nt
Organism: Bactrocera latifrons
Lineage: Eukaryota; Metazoa; Arthropoda; Insecta; Diptera; Tephritidae
Product: serine-rich adhesin for platelets
Exons: 9
Coding region: 272-6016 (1914 amino acids)
Source: RefSeq, a predicted model, not a curated record